Molecule: messenger RNA, 348 nt
Organism: Symbiodinium natans
Lineage: Eukaryota; Dinophyceae; Suessiales; Symbiodiniaceae
Source: the annotation of a GenBank genome assembly
AUGGAUAUUUGUUUGGGGCCGUACUCUUGGCAGGCACGAGUUGAGGCCGCACAGGCCGAACGGGAGGCACGCGCUUUGAUUUCGCGACUCUUCGCAUCCAUUGCAGAUCAUUGCAGCUUGCUGUGGCUAGGUCAAUUUGGGGUCACACUGUUUGCCAAUGGACGUUGUGCCCAGCGUCAAUCCACCACAUCUCAACUGGGCCUAGAAACUCUUCGACUCUUCACCCUCGUAGAAUCCCAAAGCCUCGAACAUCUUGACAAUCUGGCAGAAACUCCUGACGAGCUCCGCUCUGGGACUGGCAAGAGAGGUGAAGUGCCCGGGCCGAGACACUUUGGGUGCCAUAGGUAG